AUGGCCAGUACGUUACCGUCGUACACGUACUUCAAAAAUCUGUCCCUGCUGAGUGCUCAAGCCAAAAGAGCCACAGCCAGCGCCAGUGCCCAGAACACCAGUACCAGCAGUCAAGCACCUGGAAUUGACGUCCAGCAGCUGCUGACAAUGCACACCGCAACUCAGCAACAAACACAGCAGUUGCUGUCAGCCAUUGGGAAGCACACCAGCACGGUUGGCCAGCUGGCGGCCAACUCGGCACAGCCUGCACAGAGUGCUCAUGGAUCUGUGAAAUUGCCCGUGCUCACAAUCAGGAAGUUUGAUGGUGACAUACUUCAUUUCACUGAGUUCAUUGACAUGUUUCAAUCUGCGAUCGGUACAAAUCAAAGCCUGUCUGCCGUACAGAAACUGUCGUAUUUGAGAAGUCAUUUGACAGGCAUGGCCCUGGAUGUUAUUGCCGGUAUUCCCACCACCGAUUCAAAUUACCCCGUGGCGUUAGGAUUAUUGAAGGAUCGCUUUGGCAAGAAGGAUGCCAUCAUCGCAGCCCGAUACCGCGCAAUUACCGAAAUGCCAGCGCCAUCAAAUAAACCUCACAUGUUGCGGAGAUUUUACAACGAGGUGGAGGCUAAUUUGCGCUGUUUGCAAGCGGAAGGUCAAAGUGUGCAACAGGAACUGCUGAUUCCUGUCAUCACUUCCAAGUUACCAAAGUGCGUCAUCGUACAACUUGAGACACAGAAACCCCACAAUCAGAGUUGGACUGUUGAUGAGCUGCGGAAACAGCUGGGAAUCUACCUGGAGGUCCGUGAAUCGGCUGAGCGACUGGCAGGAGACACAGCCAGCAAACCAGAGAGCACUCUGCCACGACCACCGCCUGUUUCCGCACAGCCUCAUGCUGCCUACUCCCAACCUCCGGCCACGGCAGCCACGUUAGUUAGCUCUGUGCGGCGCGCCACUCCGAGAUGCUUCUUCUGCAAGUUGCAACACUUCUCGGACACCUGCCCAACGUUCAACACGGUUUCUACCAGACAGCAGCAGCUACAAGACCACUGCUUUCAGCAGCAAGGGCCACAGAAACAUACUACCGCUACGGUGCACGUCCAGUCCAAAGGUGUGAAUCUCCCAACCGCCAUCGCAACUGUCGCCGGGCAAGGCAACAUCUCAGACUGCCGACUGUUGUUUGACACCGGCUCAACUCGCACAUUUAUUCAUGAAUCGUUAGCUGCCUCUGUCAACGCAGCUGUUGUCGGUGAAGACGUGUUGUCCAUCGCUAGUUUUGGAUCUGCGUCCCGGCGAACGGUCACCCUGCCGAGAGUGGAGUUUUCCCUCCUAUGUCGAGAUGCCGGAUCAGCCUUGCCCGUAACCGCCAAAGUUAUGCCGUGGAUUUGUUGUCCUGUUGUCAAAUCCCCAAUUGACAUCGACCAGUACCCUGAAGUCAAGAACAUCCAACUAGCUGACACCAUUGUCACCAAGCGUGAGGAGGUAGAAAUUGACCUCCUUAUCGGCACGGAUUUCUACUUCUCCACCAUGGGUAACGGUCACAUCCAACUCAACAAUGGCCUGGUCUUGCUGAACUCCAAAUUGGGAUUUGUCCCAGCAGGCCCUACUGACACAGAGACAGAUGACACUGCGGGCCACAUAAUGCUCACAGAUGCUACCACCUUGCCAGACCCAGUAUUUGAUCUCCAACGUUUCUGGCGACUUGAAGAUAUUGGUAUCACCGAUGACAUCAGUGAUCCGCAGACAGCGGACGACAUUGCCCUGGAACACUUUCGCAGCUCCUUGCAACUGAUCAACGGCCGAUAUAUGGUAUCUUGGCCAUGGAAAGAUAGCCAUACUCCACAACCUAAUCUACCAGAGAACUACGAGCUCGCCUUCGGCCGUCUCAAAUCCUUAGUCAAACGACUCCAGCAGACACCACACGUGCUAGAGAAGUAUCAUUGUACCAUCACAGAGCAGUUAGCCAAUGGCAUUAUCGAGGAAGUGAACCUUGAUCACCAGGAUGGGCCGAUUCACUACAUCCCCCACCACUGUGUUGUUCGCCCCAGCAGUACCACAACAAAGGUUCGUGUGGUAUAUGAUGCUUCCGCCAGAACUCGCGCAGAACACAACAGCCUGAACGACUGCCUUCACCGAGGUCCGAUACUUCUGCCGGAUCUGUGUGGUAUCCUGGUGAGAUUUCGGCUACACCCCAUUGGCAUUGUCAGCGAUGUUGAGAAGGCCUUCCUUCAGCUAGGUCUAUCUAUGACAGAUCGCAAUGUAACACGGUUCCUAUGGCUUCGCGAUCCUACAAAACCCGUCACCACAGCCAACCUAGUGAUCUACCGCUUUUGCCGAGUUCCAUUUGGCAUUGUCGCUAGCCCGUUUCUUCUCGCCGCCACAGUCGACCACCAUCUCCAACAGCAACAGACAGGGACAUGCGAUGAUGUACGUCGCAGUAUCUAUGUUGACAACGUUGUCACCGGGCAGAGCAGCGUCCAGGAUGCUACUGCAUACUACAGAGAGGCAAAGGACGCCUUUGCCAGUGCCACCAUGAACUUGCGUGAAUGGGGUACCAACGAUCCUGACUUCAGAGAUGCUCUAGCUCCUGAAGACAAGCCUAGCUGUGAUGUAAUGAAGGUACUGGGUAUGUCAUGGGAUACCAAUCGCGAUACUCUGUCGACGGCAAAGUCAACCACAAACCAGUACUCCGUCAUUACCAAAAGAGAUGUCCUCCGCAGCAUAGCCCAAUUCUAUGAUCCGAUGGGCCUGUUCUCCUCGGUCAUCAUGCGUGCGAAGAUCCUAGUACAGAGUAUAUGGAAGCUACAUGUAGACUGGGACUCUCCGCUGCCUGACGCUCUCGUUCAUGAAUGGAAGGAUAUCCUGUCCGAUCUGUCCUGCGCAAGUGACGUUGCCAUUCCUCGCUUCAUUGGACCAAAAAUCCACGUCGACAAGGUCACCUAUGAACUCCACGUCUUCUGUGAUGCGUCUCGAGUCAAGAUGGUUACGGUGCAGCCGCGUACCUGUGUGUGA
Molecule: messenger RNA, 2988 nt
Organism: Sycon ciliatum
Lineage: Eukaryota; Metazoa; Porifera; Calcarea; Leucosolenida; Sycettidae
Exons: 2
Coding region: 1-2988 (995 amino acids)
Source: RefSeq, a predicted model, not a curated record